Messenger RNA from Rhineura floridana, 2124 nucleotides. It is a transcript of the gene EFHC1, whose product is annotated as EF-hand domain containing 1. Bases 113 to 2038 code for a protein of 641 amino acids. The transcript is spliced from 11 exons. Lineage: Eukaryota; Metazoa; Chordata; Lepidosauria; Squamata; Rhineuridae. Gene Ontology annotation, molecular function: calcium ion binding; alpha-tubulin binding. The record is from RefSeq and is a predicted model, not a curated record. Gene Ontology annotation, cellular component: axoneme; mitotic spindle. Gene Ontology annotation, biological process: cilium-dependent cell motility; mitotic spindle organization; mitotic cytokinesis.
UCGUGAGCCUGACGGGAAGCCCGAGUGUUGACAGUUACCUAGGAAACGACUGUUGCCUUGCUGUAUAUGGGAGGAAAUCCGUCGCGCGCCCAGCGCUUAGCGGCUCGCCAUCAUGAGCUCCCAGCCGGUGCAAGGGCUGCCCCUCCUGCCGGGCUCAUCGUUUCGGGACCCCACGAAAACUGCUUUUCAUUGCUCUCAGACUUUGGGUUACAAGAAUGGUUUUGCCUUUAAGCGACUUCCAACUGUGGGGAUAGGUGGGAACCGGCUUUAUGUAAACCAGUUGUCCCAAGCUGAACUGGAUGAACUGUCCAACAAGAGACCAACAUUAACCUAUGGCCAACACAAGCAGGCCCCGCCUUCAGAUUUCAUCCCAGCACAUGUGGCUUUUGACAAAAAGGUGCUGAAGUUUGAUGGUUACUUUCAGGAAGAUGUCCCCAUAUCUACAGAAGAGCACUUCCGUAUCCGCCGAGUGGGCAUUUAUUACUAUCUGGAAGAUGAUAGCAUGUCUGUCAUGGAGCCCAUUGUGGAAAAUUCUGGGAUUCCUCAGGGCAAGCUCAUAAAACGGCAACGCCUACCCAAAAAUGAUUGUGGGGACCAUUAUCAUUGGAAAGACCUGAACAGAGGAAUCAACAUCUCUAUCUAUGGCAAGACUUUCCGGAUAGUUGAUUGUGAUGCAUUCACAGCGACUUUUCUGGAGAGUCAAGGAAUAGAACUGAACCCUCCAGAGAGAAUGAUUUUUGAUCCUUACACAGAGCUCCGUAAAAUGCCGCUGCGCAUGUAUGUCACUCCUUCGGAUUUUGACCAACUGAAGCAGUUUUUGGCCUUUGACAAAAAGGUGCUUCGUUUCUAUGCCAUUUGGGAUGAUACUGAGAGCAUGUUUGGUGAGAACCGGCGUUUUAUCAUCCACUACUACUUGGCAGAUGAUACAGUGGAGGUGCGGGAAGUCCAUGAGCGGAACGAUGGCAGAGACCCUUUCCCAGUCCUGAUAAGGCGACAGCACCUGCCCAAAAACUUUGUGGAGAAGAAAGGAACCUUCCCAACUUGUGUGCUGGAGAUCUCUGAUCAGGAGGUCCUGGAAUGGUAUACAGCUAAAGAUUUUUCUGUAGGCAAAUCCACUACCCUACUUGGGCGCUCUUUUUUCAUCUAUGAUUGUGAUGAGUUUACUCAGCAGUUUUGUCGGGACAAGUUUGGCAUCACAGACUUCCACCCAGUUGAUAUAAGGAAGCCACCCGCGGAGGAAGUGAAACAGAUAAUCCCUCCCUAUAACGGUUAUGGUUUCCUUGAUGACUCUCUCCAAAACUGCUUCAACCUGAUUCCACAAGCACCUAGGAAAAAUGUUAUCAAGAUGCUAGAGAAUGACCAUAAAGUGUUGCGUUAUGCAGUUAAAAUGGAAUCGCCAAAUCCUGAAGAUAGUAGGCGACGUUUCGUCCUCUCCUAUUGCCUCGCCACUGACAUGAUCAGCAUCUAUGAACCACCCUUGCGCAAUUCAGGAAUUAUUGGAGGCAAAUACCUAGGCAAGACCAGAGUCUCUAAGCCAGGGUCCUCUACAGACAACCCUGUUUACUAUGAACCAGCUGACCUCACCAUUGGGGCUAUGGUGGAAGUGUUUGGGCACAGGUUCAUUAUCACAGAUGCCGAUGAGUAUGUCCUGAAUUACAUAGAAAGCAAUUUAGAGAGUUUUCCAGCAGCAGUUGUGCAGUCAAUGAGGGAUCACUUUGCACCUCGCGGAGCAGCAACAGAGGCAGUAAAGAGGUUAGCUUCAAGUGAGCCUGACAAGCAGGAGCUAGAUGUGCUAGCUGAGCACAUACAGGAACACAUGAGGCGACAUAACUACUUGCCGGACAGCAACAUGCAAGCCGCGUUUCUCCAGCAAGACAAAGAUGGGUCAGGGCUCCUGAAGAACGAAGAAUUCUUUGCUCUCUGUGACCACUUUAAAGUGCCUAUUGACGACCCCAUUUUGCAGAAGCUUAUUGACCUUUGUUCUCACGGAGAAAACCAGAUAAGAUAUCCUAGCUUUCUCAGGGCGUUCCUGGGCUGAUCACCACAAAAGGUAUAAGCGACAGCAGCAACAGCAGGAAUUUUCCAUACGUAUUCCCUAAUGUAUAUUAAAUUGUGCUAAUUCUU